AUAUUCUCCGAUUCUGCCAAGGAUGCAAAGGAGGAAGGGUGCAUGCGUCAGCAGAUGACCACUCAGAAGAACACUUAUAUGCAGCAGCUCGCAGCAUCUGUUUUUGCAGGCGAUGAGGAUCUGAAGGUCAGGGAAUACUUUCAAGCACACCCUCUUGCUUUUCUACUAACAAGGUGUUUUAGGCUACGCAAAAAAUAUAACGAGAUCAAUCUACAACUUGGUCAGACGGGUGCUGGACUUUCAUUUGAGGAGCUCAAUGAGAAU
Messenger RNA from Suillus plorans, 264 nucleotides. RefSeq lists its product as uncharacterized. The transcript has 2 exons. The record is from RefSeq and is a predicted model, not a curated record. The annotation marks the transcript as partial. NCBI's taxonomy places the organism in Eukaryota, Fungi, Basidiomycota, Agaricomycetes, Boletales, Suillaceae.